AUGUCUUCUGCUGUUCAAAACGUAGGUGAAAGGAAAAGAGAUUCUCCAGGGGGUGCAAAUGAAAUAAUUGCUUGCACAAAUUGUGGUCCAAGCACGUGUACGCAUUCGGCAAAUAAUGCGUGCGGAGCUGAUGCGAUUCGAAAAAAGGAACCGCCACAUCCGAUAAGAGUUGCUAAAACGAUCGACGUUAUAGCCCGGAUAACUUUUCCGACAGCCUUUGCAGUAUUCCUUAUAUUUUUCUUCAAACAUUACAAAGCGUUUUCAUAA
Molecule: messenger RNA, 267 nt
Organism: Pediculus humanus corporis (human body louse)
Lineage: Eukaryota; Metazoa; Arthropoda; Insecta; Psocodea; Pediculidae
Exons: 4
Coding region: 1-267 (88 amino acids)
Source: RefSeq, a predicted model, not a curated record